This is a messenger RNA of Impatiens glandulifera, 3394 nucleotides long. RefSeq names its product pentatricopeptide repeat-containing protein At1g63330-like. Gene Ontology annotation, molecular function: protein binding. The record is from RefSeq and is a predicted model, not a curated record. The coding region runs from base 176 to 3316 and encodes 1046 amino acids. The transcript is spliced from 2 exons. NCBI's taxonomy places the organism in Eukaryota, Viridiplantae, Streptophyta, Magnoliopsida, Ericales, Balsaminaceae.
UUGAACAACGAUCUCGAUCCACCAUCGAGUUAUCUGCAGUAAUUCGGUCGGAGACUCAGUCCGUUCCCGUGUUUGGACGGCGGCGGCGACGGGAAAGAAUGGCCUCUACCCGGUAAACGUCUCCGUUCAGUGUUUUUUUCACUCUCUGGGUAAAUCAUUUUGAGAAAGUAGUGAAAUGGUUAUUAGGAAGCAACUUUGCAGCAAUUGCUAUCUCUUGUUUCGUCCUCACACAAAAAGCUUAUCUUCAGCAACCUUAGAAUCAAGUUUCAAUGACAUAGAAACCCAAAUUAGAUCAUUAUGUGAUAAAUCCAGUCCCCGACUCGAAGAUGCUUUGCUCCUCUUUAAUCAAGCUGUUGAAAUCCACGGCCUGCCUUCUGAAUCAACAUGCGAUUUUCUUUUACAAACAUUUUCAAAGUCAAAGAAGUAUAACAUGGUUAUCAAUAUCUACAAUAAGAUGAAGGGUAUUCAAGUUUUUUGCAGUUUCAUAUCAUUGCAAGUUCUGAUCGAGUUUUUCCUUCAUUCAAAUAAGCCCGAUUUUUCUUUUGGAGUGUUGGGCACGAUGGUGAAGUGUGGUUUUCAAGUUAACACGUUUUGUAUAAAUGUUGUUUUAAAUGGACUUUGUCGAAAUGGUGAUACUUCAAGAGCUGUAAAGGUUUUCAAUGAAUGGUGCAGAGGGUCUGUAUUGCCUGAUGUGAUUACUUUCAGCACUCUUAUGAACAGGCUUUGUAAAGAGGGUCGAAUGGGAGAAGCAAUUGAUUUGUUUGACGACAUGAAGCUGAAGGGCAUCAAUCCGGAUGUUAUUACUUUCACAACUCUUAUGAACGGGCUUUGUAUAAAUGAUCGAAUGAGAGAAGCAAUGGAUUUGUUUGAUGACAUGAGGUUGAAGGGCCUCAAUCCGAAUGUUCUUACUUACAACACUCUUAUGAACGGACUUUGUAAAGAGGGUCGAAUGGGAGAAGCAAUGUAUUUGUUUGAUGACAUGAAGCUUAAGAGCCUCAAUCCGGAUGUUAUUACUUACAACACUCUUAUGAACGGGCUUUGUGAAAAUGGUAAAAUAGUAGAAGCAAUUGAUUUGUUUGAUGACAUGAAGCUGAAGGGCUUCAAUCCCAAUGUGAUUAGUUUCACAACUCUUAUGAACGGACUUUGUAAAGAGGGUCGAAUAGGAGAAGCAAUGGAUUUGUUUGAUGACAUGAAGCUGAAGGGCUUCAAUCCCAAUGUGAUUACUUUUACAACUCUUAUGAACGGACUUUGUAAAGAGGGUCGAAUGGGAGAAGCAAUGGAUUUGUUUGAUGACAUGAAGCUGAAGGGCUUCAAUCCCAAUGUGAUUACUUUCACAACUCUUAUGAACGGGCUUUGUAAAGAGGGUCGAAUGGGAGAAGCAAUGGAUUUGUUAGAUGACAUGAAGCUGAAGGGCUUCAAUCCCAAUGUGAUUACUUUCAACACUCUUAUGAAUGGGCUUUGUAAAGAGGGUCAAAUGGGAGAAGCAAUGGAUUUGUUUGACGACAUGAAGCUGAAGGGCUUCAAUCCGGAUGUUUUUACUUACAACAUUCUUAUGAACGGGCUUUGUAAAGAGGGUCGAAUGGGAGAAGCAAUGGAUUUAUUUGAUGACAUGAAACUGAAGGGCUUCAAUCCGAAUGUUCUUACUUACAACACUCUUAUGAACGGACUUUGUAAAGAGGGUCGAAUGGGAGAAGCAAUGUAUUUGUUUGAUGACAUGAAGUUGAAGGGCAUGAAUCCGAAUGUUUCUACUUAUAACACUCUUAUGAACGGGCUUUGUAAAGAGGGUCGAAUGGGAGAAGCAAUGGAUUUGUUUGAUGACAUGAAGCUGAAGGGCUUCAAUCCGGAUGUUGUUACCUACACCACUCUUAUGAACGGGCUUUGUGAAAAGGGUCAAAUGGGAGAAGCAAUAGAUUUGUUUGAUGACAUGAAGCUUAAGAGCCUCAAUCCGAAUGUUAUUACUUACAGUGCACUUGUAAAUGGAUUUUGCAAAGCUGAGAAUUUCGACGAGGGAAAGAAACUUUACGAUAUGAUGUUGGAAAAAGGAGUUGAACCGGACGCAUUCAUUUAUUCAAGUUUAUUACAGUAUCUUUGCAAAAUGAGGCGAUGGGAGGAAGCUAGCGAGUUAUUCAAUGUGAUGUCACACCGAGGAAUAAAACAGAAUCUGGUAAUCUAUAGCGUUUUAAUCGAUGGGCUGUGUAAAGAUGGAAGGCCUAUGGAUGCCAUGCGGUUAGUAGACUUAAUGGAGGAGAAUGGUGAAGAGUCAGACAAAAUAACAUAUACUUCACUAAUCAAUGGAUUUUGUAAAUCUGGUAUGGUUACCGAAGCUUUAAGAGUCUUUGAAAGAAUGACUAAAGGGAAUAAUAAUAAAAUCGACAUUGUUUCUUACAAUUCAUUAGCUUGGGGGCUUUGCAAGAAUGGGAAGGUUGAUGAGGCGGUGAGGUUAGUAUCUUUGAUGUUGAAAGACGAGAAUCGUGUAGAGCCAAAUCAUCAAUUGUUAACAGCUUUAAUUUACGGGCUAUGUAAAGAAGGUCGUCUAAAGAAAGCGAUGGAGAUUCAUCGUGAAAUGAACAUGAGAGAAAUAUUUCCUCUUAAUAUACUAAUACAUGCUCAUUUGAAGAAAGGAGAUGUUGGUGAAGGAAUGAAGUUAUUGAAGAAUGGGCUUGAAAUGGGAUUAGUUCUGGAUUCAUACACUUAUUCAGCGUUGAUAAAUGGAUUCUGCCGAUUGAGAAUGAUGAACAUUGCGAAAGGUCUUUUGAUUCACAUGACGAAUCGUGGAAUUCUGCUUGCAACUCGUCAUUACAACAAGUUACUAGAAAUUCUCUGCAAAGAAGGUAGUUUGGAGGAGGCAAAAAGUUUCUUUUUAGCGAUGAGCAAAACAGACAGUAAACCGGAUGUUUUCUCUUUCAAUAUCAUAAUUCAUGCAACUCUAAGAGCGAAUGAUCUACAAUCGGCGGAACAAUUAUUCGAGGAAAUGCUUCAAAUGGGCGUGGAACCUAAUGUUGUGACCUUUUCAACACUUGUAAAUGGAUUUAUGAAAUUAGGACAUUGGCAGGCGGGAAAAGCCACCUUCGAGAGGAUGGUGGCUUGCGGUUAUGGUCCUACUGCUGCUGUAUACGAUUCUUUGCUAAACGGUUUUCUUGCGAUGGGUGAAAAGGAAGAAAUAAUUGGUUUGCUUAGACGGAUGGCAGCUGAUGGGUUUCGUCUUAACGAAGAAAUUACUGAUACAAUUCUCAAAUGUUUGUGUCUUUUUUCUGAACAUGAUAAUGUUGAAGAGAUCUUGCCUAGUUUUCAACAGGAGGUUUCUAAGGUGAUUUGAGAAGAAAAUGGAAGAAUUGUAUUGAAUUGAAAUAUUUGAGUUAAAAAUGAUAGUGAUCAUACUUGGGUGACUCUAUUA